Gopherus flavomarginatus (Mexican gopher tortoise) is the source of this 1984-nucleotide messenger RNA. Its product is annotated as C-X-C chemokine receptor type 3-like. NCBI's taxonomy places the organism in Eukaryota, Metazoa, Chordata, Testudines, Testudinidae. The transcript has 2 exons. Gene Ontology annotation, molecular function: C-X-C chemokine receptor activity. Gene Ontology annotation, cellular component: membrane. The record is from RefSeq and is a predicted model, not a curated record. The coding region runs from base 59 to 1180 and encodes 373 amino acids. Gene Ontology annotation, biological process: immune response; regulation of leukocyte migration; inflammatory response.
CUCUCAGAAGCCCGACCCAUCCAGCACUUUAUGCUAGAAAGGUGCCACAUCCACAACCAUGAGUGAAUUGGGUAACAGUGCACUUACCUUCAGCGGAGAUGAUUUCUCCUACCUGUUGGAGAACAUCAGCUUCUCCCCCGACUACUACAACGAGAGUGACACCUGCUGCUCUGUGCCACCCUGCACCUCCAAGAGUAUCCAGGCCUUUGACAGGGUCUUCCUGCCAGUCCUCUACAGCCUGCUAUUCCCACUGGGGCUAUGUGGGAACUGCAUGGUGAUGGCUGUGCUACUGCAGUGCAAGAGGUCUCUGGCUGGGACCGACGUGUUCAUCCUCAACCUGGCGCUCGCCGACGUACUGCUGGUGGUGACACUCCCCUUUUGGGCAGUUCAGGCUGUGCACGGCUGGGUCUUCAGCACUGGCACCUGCAAACUGGUCGGCUCCAUCUUCAAGAUAAAUUUCUACUCCAGCAUCUUCUUCCUGGUGUGCAUCAGCUUCGACCGGUACCUCUCCAUUGUCCAUGCCGUGCACAUGUACAAGAGGAACAAGUCACAUCUGAUGGUGGCCAGCUGCCUGGUGGUCUGGGGCAUCUGCGUCCUCUUAACCAUGCCAGAUUUCCUGUACCUGGAAGUCAAGAAGGACUAUCGCCUCAACAUCACUUUGUGCUCGCACAACUUUUCCAUCAACACCUCCCGGCACUGGAAAACGGCCCUGAGCAUGUGCUACCACGUGUUGGGCUUCUUCCUGCCCCUGGGAGCCAUGCUGUACAGCUACACCUGCAUUAUUCACACUCUGCUGCGCUCCCAGGGCUUCCACAAGCACAAGGCCAUGCGGGUCAUCCUGACAGUGGUGGUGGUUUUCUUCGUGUGCUGGACACCUUACCACCUGGCGCUGCUGGCAAACACGCUGAUCGACCUGCAGGUGGUGGGGCGGGACUGUGCCAGGGAGGCCAGCCUGGACAUCGUCAUGUCUGUCACUGCCAGCCUGGGCUACUUCCACUGCUGCCUCAACCCGCUGCUCUACGCCUUCGUUGGCAUCAAGUUCCGCAACAAGUUCCUGGAGCUACUGGGCCACGUGGGCUGUGUGAGCCAUGAGUUCCUGCGCAGACACGUACAGACACCGAGCCAGCGCAAGGACUCCACCUGGUCGGAGACCACUGAAGCAUCCUACUCAGGGCUCUAGGGGCGAGCUGGGGCUGCAAGGGGCAAACAGCUCCCCAAGGGGGCAGGGAAGGGGAGAAGGGGCGGCAAGGAGUGAAACAUUCCCCAAGGGGCAGGGAAGGGGAGACAAGCAGUCACUAUAAUCAUAGCCAGACAUCUGUGGUUACUCAGCCUCCUGUGCAGCUCACCCACAAGCAGGAGUGCAGGAGCUGAGAGACUCAGAAUGAGCUGGGAAGAAACAGUAGAUUUCUGAUGGGCUGGUGCGAUCACCAAAUCUCUGUGGAUUGUAGGUGCAGAUGCCAGAGGUUGUACAUGUGGUUUCCGAGCAGGCCAUGGGUCUGUCCCUUCCCCUAAAUCAGUUACCAGGUGCCAAGUGCUGAGCCAUGUCAGUCAAUGCAGCAAGGUUGCAUUUUCAGGACCUUCAGAUCAUCAUAACAAGAGAAUCUGGAAGUUUCCUACUGAAGAUAUUAGUCUGGCUGGAACAGAUGGGGCCAGGUCCUGCAGCACAGGCAAGCCAAUGCUGCAAUGUAACAUCCCCGGUACAUACUGGCUGCACACACCAAAGGGACUCAGUGACCUCCCCCCAAAACAGCACUUGGAUCAGAGUCCCCGACUCUCAGCCUAGUGUUCACUCCUCCAACACCGUCCCUGCUCUCUGCAUCACUUAUGCUUACAACAGCCCCACUAGGUGUCUAACCGUAGCAUCUAGGAGCUCUAAUCAUGGACACACUGUACAAACACAGAACAAAAACAGUCCCUGCCCCACUGGCCAAUGACUUUCCUCUUCCAAUUCAAGUCCUUGCUGAGGUGCUCACAAUCAACAACA